This is a messenger RNA of Gasterosteus aculeatus aculeatus (three-spined stickleback), 1499 nucleotides long. It is a transcript of the gene ptpa, whose product is annotated as protein phosphatase 2 phosphatase activator. The record is from RefSeq and is a predicted model, not a curated record. Gene Ontology annotation, cellular component: cytoplasm; protein phosphatase type 2A complex; nucleus. NCBI's taxonomy places the organism in Eukaryota, Metazoa, Chordata, Actinopteri, Perciformes, Gasterosteidae. Gene Ontology annotation, molecular function: peptidyl-prolyl cis-trans isomerase activity; protein tyrosine phosphatase activator activity. Gene Ontology annotation, biological process: mitotic spindle organization.
UUGGCUUAGACUGAGAGAAAAUGAAUGCACGGCAAUGGAAGACAGCAGUGUUUUGAAUAAGCUCUACGGUAAUUCACACGUCGACCAGCGGUGGCAGUAAAGCGCCGCGGCCCGUUCAAAUGUGCCUGAAACCCGCGAAGAAGAGCGUUCUCCCCACCAUGGCGGAAGCAGAGCAGCAGUCAGGAUCCACUCCCGAGGAUGAAGCAUGUGCAGUCCCAGACAGCAUCACCUUCAUGGUACCCAAGAAGGAGAUCAGCAUGGUGUCAGACAUGGGCAAGUGGAAGCGAUCUCAAGCGUAUGCUGACUACAUGGGUUUCGUUCUGACGCUGAAUGAAGGUGUGAAGGGAAAGAAGCUCACAUGUGAAUAUAAAGUGUCAGAGACAGUGGAGAAGUUACUAGAUCUUUUGGACACUCUGGACCGAUGGAUAAACGAGACCCCACCCGUUGACCAGCCAUCCCGCUUUGGUAAUAAGGCCUACAGAAGCUGGUCUGCCAAACUAGACCAGGAGGCCGAGGCUUUGGUGGCAGCAAUGCUGCCAGCUGACAGAUGUGCUGCUGCUCCAGAGAUAGCUGUCUAUCUGAAGGAGGCUGUGGGGAACGCCACCAGGAUCGACUAUGGAACAGGUCAUGAAGCUGCCUUCGCUGCGUUCCUCUGCUGCCUUUGUAAGGUUGGAGCUCUGCGAGUAGAUGAUCAGCUGGCUAUCGUUUUCAAGGUGUUCAACAGUUAUCUGGCAGUGAUGCGGAAGCUACAAAAGACUUACAGAAUGGAGCCUGCUGGGAGCCAAGGUGUGUGGGGACUAGAUGACUUCCAGUUUCUGCCCUUCAUUUGGGGCAGCGCCCAGUUAGUAGAUCACCCAACACUGGAGCCCCGGCACUUCCUUGAUGAGAGGGUGGUGAACGAGCACCAACAAGACUUCAUGUUCCUGGAGUGCAUCAAAUUCAUUAACGAGAUGAAGACCGGUCCGUUUGCUGAACACUCCAACCAGCUGUGGAACAUCAGUGCGGUUCCUUCCUGGUCCAAAGUGAACCAGGGCCUGAUCCGAAUGUACAAAGCAGAGUGUUUGGAGAAGUUCCCUGUGAUCCAGCACUUUAAGUUUGGUAGCCUGCUGUCCAUCCAGCCGGGGAAGACUUGACGCUCCGGCACGCAAUGGAAAGACCAAAAUCCCGACAUUUUUCUCUUCCUCUGGUAUUUUCACGUGCAAAUAAAACAGUAGCAAAAACCAACCACAUGUAGUUUGACACACGGUUUGCCACGCGUGUGGUCAGGAAAGCUUCUAGGUCAUCCACGACUUAACGUCACAGCAUGUUGUGGAUGACCUUUUAUCAUUUUAGAACCUCUUUGUUUUUUCUAUUUUAUUUAUACAAUGGAUACAGCUCGGAAUCCGCCUCCUUUCUUUUUUAAUAUAUAUAUUUUUUAAGUCUACUCAUGCCUCCUCAUGAGCACAGACUUGUUUGACUUCUUCAAACUGCUAUGGUAUAGAUGGUGAUUCACCUGAGGA